Leucoraja erinaceus (little skate) is the source of this 6362-nucleotide messenger RNA. It is a transcript of the gene gpat2, whose product is annotated as glycerol-3-phosphate acyltransferase 2, mitochondrial. The record is from RefSeq and is a predicted model, not a curated record. The transcript has 21 exons. Gene Ontology annotation, cellular component: mitochondrial membrane. NCBI's taxonomy places the organism in Eukaryota, Metazoa, Chordata, Chondrichthyes, Rajiformes, Rajidae. The coding region runs from base 1678 to 4071 and encodes 797 amino acids.
CCGUUUAUAUGCAGUGGGGGAUGGUCACCCUGCUUCUUGAAGUCAAUGAUGAGCUCUUUUGUUUUUUUUGUGUUGAGUGCUAAGUUAUUCUCUGAGUACCUCUAGUUAAAAUUCCCGUUAGUUAAAAUUCCCCGCUGAUUAUUUCAGCUUUUUAUUUUACAGAGGUGCAGGAGCGACGUUCCGGUGAGCUCCGGCAGCACUGCACCCCUACACCCCUACAGCAGAACUCGCUAAAUAGCCGUCGCACCGGACGUGUUAAGAGCUUGCUGCGGGCCGGAUAAAGUUUUGUGGAGGGUCGGAUGUGGCCCGCAGGCCAUAGUUUGGAGACCCCUGGUAUAGACUGUUGUACACCUCAAACACCUCACCUUCUUCUUGCGUAUGGCGUGCACAGCCAAAAGUUGUAGGACAACUUGUUGUAUUUGAUCUUAUUUGAUUCUGCACGCCAGGUUGAUUGCAUUCGUCGAAACGGGGCGGACCACGUGAAGGUUACAAUCUCCCACCCCACCUCAAACACUAUUAAGGUGUACAAUUCAUUAAUACAUUAAACCAAGCUGCCAGUUAGAAUCUGUUAUUGAACAUAUUCAUUUUCCCAACCUUUGAACUCUGCUUCACGCCAGCUGGUAUUUGCUAUUUAACAUACACACUCAUUACCAUUAUGCCUCCAAUACACACAGACUUGCUAUUAACACAUUUGUUGUCACUACCUUUGAAGUCAACUGUGUGCAAAGUUCAGAGGAUGCCACUAAUAUCAGUUGUCAACAUAUUCAUCAUCCUUACCUUGACACAUGCAGCGCUCAGAAGCCACCAGCUGGUAUUUGCUAGGAUCAUAUACACUGUUAUUAUCUGUGUAUCCUGUUUCAUGCAGAACAGAGAAACUGCAAUCUCGUGACAGGUAUCAACAUAUUGAGUAUCCUUACCUUUGUACUCCGUUGCGUACGGAACAAAAAAAUUGCUGCUUUUGUAUAAUGCUAAGAGUAACGUAUAGAUCCGUAGUCCACAAUAAGGUAGGUUGGAAGAUUUUGACUACACCCCAGCUUGUCAAAGGACUGUUCAGCAACCUGAUAACAGAGACAGAAGUUGUUCUUGAACUUGGUGAUACAUUCCUUCAAGCAUUUGUAUCUUCUGCCUGAAGGGAGGAGGGAGAAGAGGGAAUAACUGGGGUGAAGGUAAUGUUGGCUGUUUUCUCAAGGCAUCAUGAGUGUAGAUGUAGAGCAGUGGUUUUGGCGCUUUCGAGCCUUUUUGGCACCAGAACGCCCAUAGGUGAACAAAAUACUGUUUGUGGCAUGUACCUUUGUUAGGUUCCUAAACAUGGGCUCAACAAAUUGAUAUGUCUGAAGAAGGGUUUCGGCCCGAAACGUUGCCUAUUUCCUUCGCUCCAUAGAUGCUGCUGCACCCGCUGAGUUUCCCCAACAUUUUUGUCUACCUGCAAAUUGAUAUGUUAUUUGUGUUCCCUUCAUGACCCCUCGGCAAAGCCCCAAAUGACCCCCAAAGGAGGUCACUACCCCCAGGUUAAGAACCACUGAUGUAGCGUGUAGAUGGCAUCCCACCUGGUCCAACCUGCCAUCCCACCUAGAACCUUGGAACGUGAGAACAUUUCAAGUUACUCUUUUAUUAAUUGUAUAUUUAUAACCAUAAUUAACUAUUUUUCAGUAAAUUCUGCUCGUUUAAGGUGAUACCAUGGCUUUGAAGGAAGAUAAGGAUGAUGAAUUUGUUCCAAAAGAAUCCAGAAAAUUAAUCAAGAAAGUGAAUCACGCGGGCAUGUUAUCUGUGCCGACUUUCGGCCUAUCUUCUGGAGGUAUCAGUCUCUUGGGGAAUACCCGACCAUUCGUUGGCCGAUGCUGCUACAUCUGUGCUCCACAAAGCUGGGGCUUGCUUUUCCAUAAUUACUUACCCUUGCUGGGAUUUCGAAAUGCUAUUCUUGUGACUGAGAAGCAAACAAGGUACCGAGGGUGGCUGGCUCGACGCCUCUGCUACAUCCUGUUUCUUGCUGAACGCAAGGUUUACCCCGAUGUACCUCCUUUGCAACACACAAUCAUCGACAGUCCCAGAGUGCAGGAUGCUGUGAAGGAAAACAUAGCUGACACUACUGAGUCUGACCAGAAGUCACCUUGUAAUGUGGAGAACGUCAUUGGAAUCCUGCACCAAAUCCAGGCUAGCAUCUCGCCCCUCUUCCUCAGAAUAACCGGCUGGAUCCUGCUGAAAGUGUUUAACAGGGUAUUUGUAAACCUGCAAGUCCAUCGUGGGCAAGUUGAGAUGCUAAGGAAGGCAAGGGAAGAGUAUGACGGUCCAUUCGUCUUUUUCCCUGUCCAUAAGUCUCGGCUGGAUUACCUGCUGGUUACCUUUGUUCUUCUCUGCCACAGUAUCAGAGUCCCAUACAUCAUCUGUGGUGAAGAUGCCCGACUUCCGUUUCUCAGGACUCUGCUGCAGAGAUUGGGAGGGAUCUUCACUCCUCCGCUAGUGCAUGGAACUGCGAUGAGUCCCGGGAAGAACUUGUGCAAGACUCUCUUAAAUUCGUAUGUGGAGAAAUUACUGAAGGCUCAGCAAAGUCUGGUGGUGUAUCUAGAAGACCCAGUUCCAUCUUGUGGACAUCCCUCUUGCACGGGAUUGGAGUGGCUAGCAGGAGUGUUCAGUGCUUUUCACCACCAUUCAAUACCAAAUGCGGUGCUGAUACCUGUGGGGGUGUCUUAUGAUCGUGUUGUGGAGAACAACAGCUUUGAGCAGAUGGGUACUAGAGGGACGACAAUCUUUGGAGCAGUUUGUUGGAUACUCAGAUUUCUACUCAAGCGAUACGGCUGCGUUCGAGUGGAUUUUGGACAACCAUUUUCUUUGAAGGAUUACGUAGAAAAUGAUGGGAUUCACUUCCGUCCCCCUGCAGUGCCUCUACAGAGAAUCUUACUGCCAUACAUACUUGGAUACAGCUCUGACUCUGUGUUCUGCGAGAAGUCCCAGGACUGGCUUGUGAACGGUGAAGGUUGGACUCAACUGGACAAGCGACACCAAACACUAGUUGCUGAUCUGGGAAAGCACCUGAUUCACAAUGCGAGGUGCUGCUCUGCCAUCAUGUCGACUGCCAUCCUGGCCUCCCUGCUGCUCCACAAACACCCACAGGGUGCCUUCCUUCCCACGUUGGCAAAGGAUUUCUGCUGGUUAAUGAAUGAAGUUCUUGCAAGGCAUUUUGAUGUGGGCUUCGCUGGAAAGCUCCAGGAUAUCGUGCUGCGUGCCCUGUUCUUGCUGAGAGACAGCGUGCUGAUCAGGAGCUUUUCACAGAGCAAUAUCAUUGUGAUACCAAAGACUACCAGCAAGGCUGUGCAGGAGCUCAGCUUGUACAGCAACACUAUCCUCCCCGUCUUUGUAUGUGAAGCUGUGGCUGCCUCUGCUUUAAAUUCCCUUUUGAAGGAAGCAGCAAAAUACAUAACAGACCUGGACUCCAAUCUGGAAGUUGUAAUCAGUCAGGAGGAACUUAUCUGCAAAACUGUUCAGCUGUGUCAUUUAUUGCCCAGUGAAGUACUACUUUUACCGCCCUGCCAGUCGGUGUACCAGUUUUCACAGGAAGCGGUGGACAAACUGACCUACUGCGAGAUUCUGGAGGAGAGUGAGAGCGGGGAGCAGGCCUGUGAUGUUUGGCAGCGGUGGUUUACCAAGGAGCUGACGUGGAAGGUGACGGGUGAUAUUGAUGACUGCGACAGUGAUUGUGAAGAAGAGAUCGUGAAGCGAUACUUCAAGCUCGGACGAAGCAGUGAGAGCCAUGCCUUCUUCCUCUUCCUCUGCAGCUUGCUGCAGUCUCUGCUGAAGGCCUAUGAGAUGGCAGCCGGCCUGCUCAACAAAGCCAGCUUUCCCAUCGAAGAGUCCCAGCUUGUGCUGAGGAUGUUUGAUCUCAUACAGGCACAAGUACAGGACCAUCCUGGCAGUGCAGCACUGCACCUCGUUAACAGUGCAGUAAAAACCUUCAAGGAGUUAGGGGUUUUCAAAGUGGAGGCGGGAGUGAGAGAACCAUUGCUGGAACUCAGUGAAACGUUUCAGCAACUUGACAGUGGACUGAAGCUGCAACAAUAUAUUCAACAAUUCUGUUGAAGAGUACAUCCUGCAAACAGCAUGGAAAGGAACUGCAGAGGCUGGUUAAAACCGAAGAUAAGACACAAUAAGCUGGAGUAAUUCAGCGGGUCAGGAGAAAAGGAAUAGGUCUUGGCCCAACACGUCUCCAGAGAUGCUGCCUGACUCGAUGAGUUACUCCAGCUUGUUGUGUCUAUAUCCAUGCAAACAGUUGGAUUCUGUCAGAUGACAAGUUUGUCCCAGGAUCAUUUCUGAAAGGGGAGACUUCAGUGUGUAUCUAGAGUGCACUGGUACUUCCACCAAAGCCAAACCCCUCACAAUGUGUUUCAAGAACGGACAUGGUUAUUGUGGGUGGAGCAGAAAUCAAACUCUGGGUCAGGCAGCAUCUGGGGAGGGAAAUGGACAGUUGUUAGAAAAAUAGGUGCCAUUCGGCCCUUCGAUCCAGCACCGCCAUUCAACAUGAUCAUGGCUGAUCAUCUAAAAUCAGUACCCCGUUCCUGCUUUCUCCCCAUACCCCUUGAUUCCGUUAGCCCCGAGAGCUAUGUUUAACUCUCUCGUGAAAACAUCCAGUGUAUUGGCCUCCGCUGCCUUCUGUGGCAGUGAAAUUGCACAGAUUCACAUCUCUCUGGGUGAAAUGGUUUUUCCUCUCAUUCCUCUGUUGUUCUGGGUCGGGACCAUGCCGUCUCGGUAAGGUUAUGUUGUAAGGACGCAUGCAGUUUCCCAGCCAGUAUAGAGGGCGGCUGAUCAUGAGGGAAUCGUAGACAGACACCGCGGUGUGAAAAAUGCCGUGCGAGCCUCUGUAUUUGUUUUGUGCAAUUGGGAAAAACAGCCUUAUUUUGAGUGUGUUGAUUGAUUUAGAUUUUCUGAGGUUGAAUUUGCUGCCUUGUACUCGUUCAAUGUUUGAAUAAAGCACGGAGAAUUAGAAUGAAUAAAACCAGCCGUCGAUGCACGGUCUUCAGUGGAAAUGAUCACAGUGAGAAGUCAUGCAACCAUCUUCUGCUCUUGAAAGGACUGAUACAAUCACUGAUCAGUUUUACUGAUUUUCUCUCCUCUUAAAGCUGGUGGUUGCAUUGGAAUUCAUUUGACUGAUGUAUUCUUUUUGAAUUCUCAUCCAAGUCAAAUCUGGUCUGCACAGGAAAUGUUCACUGUCGGUGCAGGUGCCUGGAACAAGGUGAUCAUAGAAACAGCCCCUCGUCCCAACUUGUUCACGCUGAGAUGCCCCAUCUACACUAGUCCCUCCUCGUAUUUGCCCCAUAUCCCUCUAGACUGUUCCUAUCCAUGCACCUGUCCAAAUGUCUUUUGAAUGGUAUUGUACCAGCCUCAACUACCUCCUCUGGCAGCUUGUUCCACAUUCCGCAAUGUUCUGUGUGGAAAAAGUUGCCCCUCAGGUUCUCCCUCUCAACUUAUACCUGUGACCUCUGGUUUUGAUCACCCUACUCUGGGUAAAGUCUCGGUGUAUCUACACCCCAUCGAAUCUCCUCGUGAUUUUAUAGACGCAUCUCUAUAAAAACCAUCCCUCAUCCUCCUGUACAACAAUGAAUAAUGUCCUAGCCUGCCCAACCUCUCCGCAAGCUGAAGUCUUAGCAACAUCCUCGUAAAUCUUCUCCUUACUGUGCCACGGAAAUAGUGGAGGCAGAUGUCAAAGGUGGCGUUGAAGAGGCUUUUAGUCAGGCACGGGGAGAUGCGGGGAAUGGAACGAUAUGGUCCACAUGCAGACAGAGGAGAUUAGUUUUACUUGGCAUGCUCAGUGUGGAUAUUGUGGGUCGAAGGGCCUAUUUUACAUUCAGUGUCAAAUGUUCUUUGUGUGCAAGAAUGGGGAGCUGAUGAGACAUUCGAAUUGGAAUUGGAAUUAAUUUAUUCGUCAAGUAUGUAAAAACAUACAAAGAUAUACCAAAAAAAUCAACAAGACACACUUCUACAUAAAAAUGAACAUAAACAUCCACCACAAUACACUAUGGUGGGAGGCAAUAAUGUGUUAUCUUUUUCCCUCCCUUCCUCCCGUGAUCGGGGCGAUUCGAAGCUCCUGUGGUUGGAGCUCCCGAAGUUGAUCCCUGACAAAGGGACCGCAAGCUCCACGAUGUUAGGCUGCAGUGCGGACAGAGAUACGAUACGGAAAACGUUGCAUCUCCGCCAAGGAAAGAGAUUUUAAAAAUGUUUCCCGCCUCCCCACCCCCCACACAAUGCAAAACUAAAGAUACACAAAACACAUUUAACAACAGACUAAAAACAACAAAAGAAAAGGACCAGACAGACUGUUGGCGAGGCAGCCAUCGUACGGCACCACCUAGUGGUCACAUUUUGCCUGACACACG